GGAGACAGCAAGAUGGCUUCCAAGAAGCGAAAGUUAGAGGAGGACCGAUUGGAAAUUUUUCCCCAUCAAACUGAAAAGAUAGAAUCCAGAGAGAUGCUUAUUUAUAUCAUCCCUAAAAAGAUUCCAAAAGCAAGGCUCCAGGUGUUGAACAAUCUUGCGCAAAGAAAGGGAUUUCCAAUAACAGAAAAGUUCAGGUAAAAUUUGCAAAUAAGCUCACAAGCUUACAAUGUUGUGCAGUCAAAACGUAAACUAUUAAACGGCUGUGUGAUGUCUUUCCGUAAGCCAUUGCUUAAGCUAUGCGAAAAGGGCUCGGAAAUUGGAGAUCGUGCUUCAACAAACAGGAUCAGUACCAGCUAGCUGCCCCGGGGAGCUGAGGGGCAGGAGGGGUAAGGACGGUAAGGGUAAGGGGCACAAUAGAUAAUUUACCCUUAAGUGUCAACAAGCAAAUGCCCCAUACAUUUUAUGUUACUGUAUCACCCCCUUUAUUUUCAUUUUUUUUAAACUCCCCCCUUAUUUUAUUUUUAUUUUUAUUUUCAUGACAUUAUGUUUGGUAACAGGGAUCACUAUAAGAGGAAAAAAUUCAUGCUGGCCAUUCUUAAAGUAUGCAUAAAUAACAAUUAUUCACCGAAGUGGAGGUGGCUAGUCCUGAAUAUUUACCGAACUGCGAAGCAGUGAGGUAAAUAUUCACGACUAGCCACCGACACUGAGGUGAAUAAUUGUUUUAGUAUAUACUAAAACAGUGAGAUAAUUGAGCACAAAAAUGACGAUUUUUAACUCAAAUACUGUUGCCAACGAUUACAAUUUUGGCGCGUAAUGACCGGGCGGCCGCGGCCGUCGCUUUUUCUUGCCGACAAUUAAAACUUUUGAAGGCAUUUGUUUAGCUCUUGCGGGGAAAUUUCUUCAAAAGGAGUUGUGAAUUCUUUUUGUAUUUAAAAUCAUUCUAUAAAAAAAGAUUAUUAAAUUUAGUUUUAAGCUUAUUUAUGAACAACUCAACUAAAUAAAGUAAGCAAGACUUAAACUUAAUUUGCAUUCGUAAACAAAAACUUUUUCACCAGUUUUAUCGAUAAAUUCGUGUCAAAAAGACAAAGCUUUUACCUGUUAAAACUUCCAAUCCGAACUUCGUCACCUUCUUCGUGUAUUUCGGAAACAGCUUGCUUGAUUAGUUGUGAAAUUUCUAUGUUUGUUUAUGGCAGCAAACCGGGAAGGCAUUUUGCUCGCAACUUACGCGAGUUUGGCGUUGCUCGCUCAGAGGGACUGGAGGUGACUCAGUGAAUAGUGCAGGAUAUUCACUGAUUGAGUAGCCAAUCAGAGCGCGCGAAAAACACUAUCCACUGUUUUAGUAUAUACUAAAUAUGAAUACCCUGUUCUAGAACAGACAGCACAUGGGCUGCAACAUUUUCCUGUGAUAGUUUGUUUACUAAACUAUUUGUAAGUUUUCAUGUGUAUGAUACCCUAUUCUAGGUAACAUGCUGAGUCCUAAAAACACAAACUCUUUGGUCAGCACACCACCAUUUAAUUAUUUGGGAGAGUACUCUUACUUUCCUUGCUGGCCCCCUCCCCCUUCCACCCCGAGUGAGCAUGGAUCACACGGGCAUAGAAAACUUCCCAUUCUAUUAUAUCCCUUCUUUGACUAUUUCAUCCCUGGAUAAGCGGCAUUUUUGUUGUCUUCAUAGCAACUUGGUGACUCAUGUUGUGACAAGUUAUGAUUCCAGGGAGAAGGCUAUCUCUGCAUUAGAAUGGUAUGAAAUAAAUUAACCUCCUUAGGAUAAAGUUUUAUGCAGUAUUGUUCAUGUUAAAAUUUGUGAAAUCACCAAUCGGCAACACAAACGACUGACAAGUAACCAAAUGAAUUACCCAUCAGGGUUCUCAUUAAGUUUUAAAGUAGACAGCUAUGAUGUAAAAGUAGGCGGCUUAGUAAUCGAGUGCUGCGCAAGUGCUGUAGGCAUGUUGAGGCUUUCACUUUACCCUUUAUUCCCCAAAACUAGAUGGGUAGAAUUCAAUGUAGCCUGUGUUUUAGCUGGUUGGCAGCACUUAAUGAGAACCUUGCCUGGACAAUGUUAUAAUAUUUAACUAACAAGAAAACAAACUGAUUAGUUUCUGGUUAUAAUAUGGUGCAAUGACAAAGUUUAUGCUUGUAUAUUUUCAUCCCCAAUUUGCCCCACAUUCUUUUAUUGACAGUCCAUUGAGAUUUUCAAGUUCUUGAUGAAUUUAUGUGUUGGUGGGGGCAAGUGGUCAGUUUUUCCUGGUACUGUUUGAAAAAUAGAACUGUUGAAUGCUCUUGUCACUAUUUAUUGGCAGUAGAAUUAAGCAGGCAUAUUUUUUUUCACCAGGCAACCUGCAGAAAAUGUAGAAAUACUUAACUUACUGUCGAUUGUGAGUACUCUGUUUUGUACUGUUCUUAAUAUAAACCUAUAACUAUUUAAUUAUUGUUUAAGCCUACAUUGGAAGCUUUUCAUUGGGUGCAUGAGUUUUUUUGUUCUCAAAAUCACCAUGUCAAAACUGCCAUAUUGAAUAAUCAAUAUGCAAAACAGCAGAGAUGUUGAGGCAAGUCAAGGGAAAGGGGAAGGGGUAGGGAAAGAGAAUUCUCCCUCCUGCAUCCCCUUCUUUCACCCUAACACCUACCCCAAGGGAUGAUAUUUCUACUCUCUCCAAUCUUCCUCAGUCAUAAAAUCAAAGAUGGCGGCCAGUGGGAACAUAAACAAGCAAGCUUUCGCUCACCCAAAAAUAUGCCUGCGAUGCAGGAUAUCGUUGUUUUUCUAGUUGUGUGUGUAAUAUAUGUGGUAAAUAUUACUUAACAUGGAUUAAUAGAGGCAGCGUAUGAAAGGUUAUGAGUAAACCUUAAAGUUGAACCUUGCUUGAAACUUUUAUGUUUACUCACGACCUUUCAUACAUUGCCUCUGUUUUAGUAACACUCAUAAAAAUUGCAUAGCAGUAAAAAUCCACCUGUACAAAUACUGGUUGGGGGGGGGUUAAUCAAGGGAGCUGGGGUCCUUAGGAUGCCCUUGCACCACCCUUGCACCACUCUUCUUACUCCAGAUACUCAUUCUUUAACACAACACAGGUGUAAAACUACUCUCAGAUGCCAACUGCCUUAUAUCCCCCCUCCCUUCUUCGAGGUCAAAUCCUUGAUCUGCCCUUCUGAAAAGGCGUGAUUCAAUGGUAUUUAUUAGUGCUUUGUGUGUAAUUCACCAGGGCUGACUGACUGCACAACAGCAGGAAAAAUAGUGGAUGUUACUGAUAAAGUUAGAGUACAGGGAGCUACCACAGCUUCAUCAAACAAAGAAACUUUUAGGUAAAGGAUGAAGAGAAAGACAAAUGAUGCAAGUUUGAAACCUUUAAAAAGCCAUUGAUCUUUAAUAUUAUUGUUUCACUUUGUUUGUAUAACUUAUAAUUAAAGAGCAGAUUUGGAAAACAAGGAUGCAAGCAAAGAUGGUGAAUCUUGUGAGUAUCAGGUGAGGAAUUUGUAAGUAAAAAUGUAUUUACUGUCGUUAAAUUCAUUGACAGAGUACAAUUAGUUAACUAACAGAGGUUUUUUUAUAAUUUAAUUUUUUUGCAUUUUAAUCUUAGUUGUAUACACAGUCAUGCAUAAUGUGCAGAUAUAUGUAUAUUAAGAGUAAUUAAAAUCAAGUGAUUGCAGUGAACAAUGAUUACAAUUCUUUCUAGUUAUUUAAAAGUGGAUCCCUUUUUGUAAACUUUUUGCUUUUUAGGACACAAAGUUUGUGUGCCAAAGAGGAACACCACUAAAUCACCACAAUACCAAGUUCACUGUAAGUUAUAUAAUUUAAGAGAUCAAUAAUUAUGAUAAAGUAAUAUAAUAUAUGAUAUUAUAUGAUAGAAUAAAAUUUCCAAUCGAAUAAUCUGGCUUAACCAAAGUUUUUAAUUUUCUUGUCAAGGAUGCACUUGAAAUUCUGGAACGCCAUGUCGUGUAUGUUGACAGUGGACAGAGAGAUUCUAGAGCACUUGCCUUCAGAAGAGCGGCUUGUGCACUCAAGUCUUAUCCAAAGUAUGUUACUCAAUUAUUUACAAAUAGUACAGAUCCUUUUAUUCAAGCAAUGCAGCUGUUUCUAAAGCAAAAAGGGAGCUAUAAGUUGUUGGGUGGAAGCAUGCCAACUUAAUGUUACAGAUAUUAUGCCAUCUGCAAAAUAACAGCAAUUUUUUUGGAGUUAUUAAUAGUUAGGGUCAAUCCUUAUGGUGCAUUCAAACCAGAAUUAGAUGUCUUUGAGGCUUUUGGUAUGCCUUGUGUCAAACCAUCCUAUUUAUUUGCAUCCAGUUGUAAUCUAUUUAGCUUAUCUGAUUCAGUCCAUGUGGUGAGAAGGUCUAGUCAUAUCCCCAGGUUAGGGUGCAAAGAAGUGACAACAGGCUUGCAGAAAAAGAAAAAUGAAAAAAAUUUUUUGGCAACAAAGAAAAUAGUAAAUUGGACUUUCAAGGUAUAUAUAAUUUUGGGAGAGGCAGUUUUAUUGUCAGCUCUGUUUCAGGCAGAUCAGUAGAAUUGAAGAAGCAGCGAACCUGAGCAGUGUAGGAAAUCACAGUAAAAAAGUCAUUCAGGUAAGUGGGUUAGUGUGCUUAAAUCAUAUAUGGCUGUACAAAUAAUUAAUUUUCCUGUUGGUCUUUCUCUGGUUUUCCAUUUUUCUUUCUCAAAAUUAAUGGAAUCAGGCUUGUAAUAUUGUGAAACAUUUUAUUUUGCCUAUGUCAAAACAGGAUAUUCUAGAAAAUGGUUCAUCUGUAGAAGUUCAAGACAUCCUAUCCAGUGACUUCUUUAAGUCGAUGGAGGUUUGUUUUCAGAUAUUUCUGUUAAUCCUGGGCAGAGCUUGCCUUAAUAAAUUGUUAAUAAAUAGGCCAGACAGGCAUUUUUCCAGCUAGACAGAUGGGAUUCAUUCAGAUACUAAGGUCAUGCCAUAAAUUAGUUGGCGACUAAAUCAUCCACACAGUUUGUUAACAUCAAAAUCUUGCCAGUAGGUUCAUAAAGUUUCAACAUCUUCCCAGCAAAAACGUCAGAUUACAAUGUCAGCAUCUUGUCAGCAAGAUCUUGAAGUUUCAACAUCUUGCCAUUAAAGUUUAUCAUCUUGUUAUUAAAUGAACCUAUGUUAUAAUAUCUGAUCACUGGUUGUUUAUUAACUGGGCCUUUACUGCAUCAAUAAUUCACUUAACCAUAAAACAGUAAACUUUUGAGUGGCAAAAUUAUUAUAUCAUUGAACAAAGAGCUUAUUAAUUAGUGGAUUCUGAAAAAUAUUCUGCUUAAUUAGAUAUUCUCAUCUAUAUAUGGAUGUGGACCUGCUACAGCUCGAAAGUGGUACGAGAAAGGUCAUCGAAACAUGUUUGACAUCAUUCAAGCUGUGAAAAAUGGAAUGAAACUCACAGAACAGCAGACAAUGGGUAAAGUAUUUUUGUUAUUCUAAAUAACAAUACUGUGGUUCAGCAUCAUUACAGUGAGAAUGUAAGUUUUAUUCAUUUUUGAGUUGUCAUCUUACUGGUCAUCAAUUAGUUUUGCAGGAUCGUGUUGAUUUUGUCGAGUUUGUUGCUGCAGUGUUUUGUUACUCUUAUCCCAGCUUGGGGUGUCAACUGUGGCAACAUUUUGCUUUCAGUUAUGAUGCUUAAAUUAAGUACAGAUUAACGUUAUUUUAUAGGUUUAAAGUAUUAUGAUGAUUUAAUUCAACCUGUUCCAAGAGAAGAAGCCAUUUGUAUUAAAAACAUUGUGGCAAAAGAGGUCAGUUAAACGUCAUCUUCAACAUAUGAUUUCAUGACACCAUAUUUGGGGUAGAGAAUCAGGUCCCUCCAAAAAUGUGGGUCAAGGAAUAUUAGCCUGAUCUUGAAACCUCAGAAGCGUUUGUUGAUAGGUCGCAAAGUCUCAUUCUUGGGUGAUUUUGCAUCUCAGAGUCUUGGUCAUGAAUUUUGAAACUGGGGUCUUGCAAAUCUCAAAUUUACCGUUCUAGACCCCUAUAUUUGACUGUCAUUAUGUUAUCACAACAUCACCCAUGAUGGAGAGUAAUACUAUUUUAUAAGACUAUUUAAAAGGCUCAUUAUUAUCAAUUUUUCAUUUCAUAGUUAAACAGUAUCCAGCCAAACUGUACAGUGGAACUAGUUGGAGGGUACCGCAGGUGACCAUACAAUGUACAUGUUUCUUUCACUCAAUUCUUUCAUAAAAAGUGUAUGAUUUUACUUCUACAGCAAAUAGUCAACAAAUAGAUUACAGUUUUGAACUUUUUGACCUCAUUUCUAUGACCUGUAAGAGUUUAGACAAUGGAAAAUUGUCUUUUUAUUGAAACUCUUAUAACAUGAAAAGCUUUGGACAUCCAUUAUUUCUGCCAAAGUUAAUUCUUCAAAAAUCACAUGCAAGAGACAAGAAAAAAAUUGUGCCAUUUUUUUUAAAAUUUAUUUCCAUGGACAAUUAGACGAUGACUCUCAACCAGUGAGUAUGUGAGAUGUUGCCCAGUUGUUUUAAAAUAAAUAGUCUUUAAGCUUAGCAAUAGUUUGUUUCUGUCCCAAUCUUUUCUAGAGGUAAACCAUCAGGACACGAUGUGGACAUUUUGAUCACCCAUAAAGAUGUCCACCGAGUUGAAGGAUUGCUAGUAAAGCUUGUUGAAAGGCUUGAUAAGCUGGUAAGGACAUAAAGAAACAAUAAAUCAAAGCCAAAUUAGAGGGAUUCAAAGGAUUUUUACAGCUAAAACACUUUUUGAGCAUUUGUUUGUUAACAAAGUGAAUGUUCUUUUUUUCCUUUUCAGGGUCACAUGGUUCACAAGGACUUAAUGGUUGGUCGGAAUUCAGCUCUUGGUGGAAGCCAAAAGUAUGUUGCAACAAAAUAAAGACUUCAAUUUGAAAGCCUUGACAAUAUUCUCCCACCUAAUGGGAUACUGACAUCAACAUGACAUAGCUACAUUAUCUGGUAAUGUAGCCAUUGUACUUCAACAGUUAUUACUAACAUUUUUUUGGUGCUCUGGUGGUCAGCAUAUUUGUGUUUCCUUACUUAGUUUUGAGGGUUGUAAGAGAGAGAUAUUUAAAAGAGACCAAUGUUAAAAAAAAACCUAGCGACCCAAAUACAUCGAGACAAAACACUAUAAACUCUGUAAGGGGAAGUGGGGGGGAGUCUUAAUGGCCAAAAAUUUAUUGAAGAAAAAUAUCAUCAAGGCCUUAAUUGGUAGCAGUGUUAAAGGCAUCUGAAUGGACUACCUAACCCUGAUAUGAAUAAAUAUUAAGGUCUCUCUCUCUCUUAUGAAGCAUAUCUUAGUUUAUAUCUCUGUCAGCAAGUUAAAUUAUCUAUUUUAUUUGGGCAAAAUAACAAUUUUAAUUUUUUUCCUUGUUGCCAUCUCCUCCAGACUAAUCUACAUAAAAUGCUGAAACAAAAUAUGUACAAUGUUCAAAUAUAAAGGCAAACUAAUGGAAAAAAUUAACCUAAAAAAACUACAAACCUAGACAAUAAAUUAUUGUCCCCUGAAUGGCCAGGAGUGUUUAAAAGGAAGAAAAUCACAUUAAUGGGCUUGGUCAGUGAUAUUUUCUCCCUUGCUUAGACACACGGUGGGCCACGUGGAUAAUCUUGACCACUGCUUCUGUAUGUUUCAACUGACAACAAUGACAUUGGCAUCGUCAGAGAGUGAUUCACCAAUGGGUUCAACGAGGAAUGGAGGAUCGUGCACUGAUGACUUCCAAGAGGGAAGGGGUGGAAGAGCAGUUAGAAGAGUUGACCUGAUUGUGACUCCACCCAAUCAAUUCCCAUUUUCUUUGCUAGGAUGGACAGGUUCUAAGGUGUGUACACCAGCUUCUGUCAAUAAUAAACUGUUAUCAUAAUGCAACCCUUAAAGUGGUCUCCUCUGGCUCUUUCAAAAACUUGAGGCACCAAAUUGACUUAUUGUGUGCUCAAUUUUUGCAUUAACAUCUGUUGUUAUUUUGAAACAAUUUUUAGGACUUGUAUUAGUGACGUAUUAUGAUUGAUGAUGUUACUGUCAAUAAUUAUGCAACUGUUUUUCUUGUCUAGCAAUUUAACCGCUCAAUAAGGGACUAUGCCUGGAAAAUAUUGAAAAUCAAGUUAUCGAACCACGGAAUGUGGGAUCAUAACCAAGUGGUAAGUUCUUGUGUUCUUAAGAACAGGGGAUCAUAGAUGUCACUAUGCUGCACUUACCAAUAAUCAUCUUCUUUUGACUAUACAUGUACAAGUCCAAAGAAGAGUUAGAUGCUCCCUUUUUAAGGCUUCAAAGUACUUUGAACAAUUCCUGCCAACAAGUGGGGAAAAUAUAGGAUGAAAACAACUGAAGCACAUCUUACUCCCUAAUAAAUUUUAUUUAGUUGUUUUAAUUAUGUGAAUAAUUUAACUGACUCAUUCUGACAAAGGGCUAGUGCUGUAAAUUUCAGCCUCUGAAUUUCCUCACAGUGGCCAAUGUAUUUUAUCAACCAAACUUGUUUUUUACUUUCCCACAAUAGCAUGUAGAACAGGUGUUUUGAGGAGGGGUUUUUCAGGUGAGUGGAGCAUGAAACAAUAGCCUUCCUCCGUUUCAGGUCUCGUGCUUCACGUCUGCUUUAGGUUGGCCUUUAUCAUUUGCCCCUGCAUGGCAGGCGCCAGUUAGUUUUAUGGUUUUUUUAUACGUGCAUCCUCAAAAUUUCUCCCUUUGCUCUGAAAAUUCUGGCAACUAUGUUCAUGCGAAAAAACGUGAAAAAUCGUAAUGCUUGUUCUGUAGGCUAGCCCACCAAGGCAGCCCUACAGUUUUCUUAGAAGCAAACCCCUUACAUAUAACAUGGCUUUUCUUCUUUACAGCCUCCUUGUCUCCUUGAAGCAAAGUCAGAAGAAGAGAUAUUUGCCACGCUGAAACUUGAAUACAGGCAACCAGAGGACAGGAAUGCAUAAAGUUAUCAUUUAUUUCAACAAUCAAUCAAUUAUCACUCUUAUUUCCUCACAUCUUUGUAAUUAUACAGCAAUGUUUUUCUGUCAUUGCAUUACACAAACAACAUACAUUUUACUCACACUUGUAUGGUUGAAAGGCACAAACUAUGACGGUGUUUGACUUAAACCUCAGAGUCACUUUCUCUAUUCUUUAAUAUAAGUAAAAGGAAUUGCAACCUCCGAAUAACUUUCUUUGCGGGAAGUUUUGCUCAAUAUUAUUUUUCAGAUCAUAAGUAAAACUGAAAAAUUACAAAAUUUACCACCUGCGAAAUUUUCCAACAAAUUAAUGGAGAACUACUUGUAUUGAGGAAGAAGGGCGCUAACAAAAAUAACCCAGCUGCUUGAAAAAUGACAAAAUAAUUUAUUAAAGCCACUUCACUGUGAUUAAUUUACAUCCAAGACUGAAUUUGGCUGGUUAAUCACAUGCAAAUGACUUUACAAAAAUAUAAUCUUAUUAUUAUUAUUAAAAAUGCAUGUGCAAUAUACUUAGAUAAAUUUCCUUAUGUUUCAACACAAUUUCUGAACCAACAUUUAGAUAAUUUAGAAUAGUUUAUGCCUCUUUUUUGACAAAAAUGGCUACACUGUACUGCUGUGUCAUUUCUGGAAAACAAAUACAUCACAUUAUUUCUUUCUUAUCUCUCAAUGCAUCUUUC
Porites lobata is the source of this 9519-nucleotide messenger RNA. NCBI's taxonomy places the organism in Eukaryota, Metazoa, Cnidaria, Anthozoa, Scleractinia, Poritidae. The record is from the annotation of a GenBank genome assembly.